Hypoxylon trugodes is the source of this 3175-nucleotide messenger RNA. Its product is annotated as SPX-domain-containing protein. Gene Ontology annotation, cellular component: fungal-type vacuole membrane; vacuolar transporter chaperone complex. NCBI's taxonomy places the organism in Eukaryota, Fungi, Ascomycota, Sordariomycetes, Xylariales, Hypoxylaceae. The transcript is spliced from 4 exons. Bases 453 to 2834 code for a protein of 793 amino acids. The record is from RefSeq and is a predicted model, not a curated record. Gene Ontology annotation, biological process: polyphosphate metabolic process; vacuolar transport; microautophagy.
UGUAUUCUCCCUGUAUCAUGACGCGAGGCUGGAUUCUCUUUCCAAGCUUCAUGUUUCCUUCUGCUUAAUCGAUCGAUCGUGCAGCUUUCUUACCAUUGAUUUUGUACUAUAUCUACUACUAAAAACAGUAUUUUUUCUUGCAUACUACGCAUCAUAAGUACAGAUCUAGUUCCAAGAUCUCGUAUGAUUUGUUCAAGCGGCUUUUUUUCUGCAGAUUAUUACUAAAAGUUUCCUAUUUUUCCUAUUUUCCUAUACCAAUCUAUAGGCACGCGAUAUAACGAGGUCGAUUCUCUAUAGGGCAUUGGGUGGUUGGAUUUCUCCUCCUCUCUUUUUCUCUCUUCUCUAUUAACUAGUAUUUCUUAUUUCACCUGGCAACAAGGAAGACCUCGUGGCUUUCGACUAGAUACGCUGAUAGUACCAAAAAGUGGCGUGCUCGCCCCGGGUUAAUCGUCAUGAAGUUCGGCGAGCAACUACGCUCUAGCAUCAUCCGCGAGUACCAAUGGUACUAUAUCGAUUACGAUGGACUCAAGGCCGAACUCAAGACCGCAUCGGGUCCGCUCAUAGAAAUCGACGAAAACGCCCCUUCCGAUGCUGGCAACAAGAAGGGCAAGGCGAAGGCUAGAAGCCAACAGAAGAGCAGAUGGACCGAAGAAGAUGAACAACGGUUUAUCACGCGACUCUGGGCCGAACUCGAUAAGGUGUAUACCAAGACCAAGGUCAAGCAAUCCGAGAUCCAACGUCGUAUAGCCGUAAGCGAACGAGAAGUCAAGGAGGUUGUUGCGAAGGUCACAGAACGAGGUUUGACAGAACAAGGUCCUUCUGAGGAGGAAUUUAUACUGCUUGAGGAAGACCUCAGCGAUAUUAUUGCCGACGUCCAUGACCUCGCCAAAUAUGUCCAACUGAAUUAUACCGGUUUCUACAAGAUUAUCAAAAAGCAUGAUAAAAUGACAAAUUGGCACCUCCGACCCUCCUUCGAUACCGCGCUUAAGAACAAACCCUUCUACAACGAGGAUUUUGACGCCGAAGUCGUCAAACUAUCCAAUAUGUACAACAAUGUCCGAACACGUGGUAACCCAGUCAAAGGUGAUAGUGCCGCUGGCGGUUCCCAAGGCAGUUUUGUCCGUCAAACAACUAAAUAUUGGGUGCAUCCGGAUAACGUCACCGAGUUAAAGCUUGUCAUUUUGAAACAUCUCCCUGUGCUAGUCUUCAAUGCUAGCAAGGAAUUUGAGAUCCAAGAUUCUGCUAUCUCGUCUAUCUACUACGAUAAUCCGGACAAGUGGGACCUAUACGAAGGCCGACUUAAGAAGACUGAGGGUGCUGAAGCUAUUCGUCUAAGAUGGUAUGGUGGCAUGCAAUCUGACACCAUCUUCGUUGAGCGCAAAACACAUCGCGAGGACUGGACUGGUGAAAAGUCUGUCAAGGCUCGAUUUGCUACGAAGGAGAAGAAUAUCAACGCAUACUUGAGGGGUGACCUACUUCCAGCAGCUCUUUUUGAGAAAGCUCGGAAAGAUGGUAAGAAGUCUGAAAAGGCUAUUGCCGAAGACGAAACCCUAGCCAAGGAGAUUCAAUACUCAGUCUUGAAGAACGGGUAUAAGCCUGUCUGUAGAUCAUUCUACAACCGUACUGCAUUCCAGCUUCCAGCCGAUGCUCGAGUUCGAAUUUCUUUGGAUACCGAACUCACGAUGGUACGAGAGGAUAAUCUGGAUGGCGUUAAGCGGUCUGGUGACAACUGGAGGCGGAUGGAUAUUGGUAUUGAUUAUCCAUUCUCACAACUUCCUCCGGGGGAUGUCGUCCGCUUCCCGUAUGCUGUCUUGGAAGUUAAGCUCCAAACUCAGCAUGGCCAAGAACCUCCUGAGUGGGUCCGCCAACUCAUUUCUAGCCACCUUGUGGAGGCUGUCCCCAAAUUCUCCAAAUUCAUCCACGGUACCGCUUCUCUAUUCCCUGGCCGGAUCAAGUUGCUCCCUUACUGGAUGCCACAAAUGGAUGUGGACAUUCGCAAACCCAUAACCCAUAAUUUCGGUAUUCACCGACCAACUCACUCGCAUACUAGUGGCACAACCUCAGAUGAUGAUGACGAUGAUGACAUUGAUUCUGAUGCUGAAGAGACCACCGACGCUGGAUCUGCCGGUGCCAUUAACCACAGAAAUGGCUUGUCACGUGGUGCCCAAGCUCUUGUCAUCGGAGACAUUGAGGGUCAAACUACAGAAGGCACAGUUACUAAUGAGGAUUAUCCCCUAUAUGACUCAGAUAAUGAAGUGGAUGAGGAAGAUGCACUUGAGGAAGCAAAGAGGAUUGGUGGGUGGACGUAUUACUCGACCCUGGGUAAGAAGUAUGCGGAGGCAACAGGCCGUGGGGCCCUAGCAGUUCUAUCAACCGUCACACCACGUCCUAGAGCUACUACGGUGCCUCGCAGCAACCGAAAUCAAAUGUUUUUCGGUGAUGCAGAUAUUCAAACGAAGAAAUUCAAAGCCCCGAAGGGCAAGAGGAUUUAUGUGCCUGUUCGAGUUGAACCUAAGGUCUAUUUCGCGGCGGAGAGGACAUAUCUUAGUUGGCUCGAAUUCUCAAUUUACAUCGGCACAAUCGCUGUCACGCUACUCAACUUCGGCAGCAAGCCGAAUGCGAUCUCGUUCGUCGUAGCUGGCCUCUUUACUCUCCUGGCUAUCUUAUCGCUCUGCUAUUCAGUUGGUAUAUACCUCUACCGAAGCAAGGGUAUCCGCGAGCGCAAGAUCAUCAAGUUUUACGACAGAGUGGGCCCCAGCGUUCUAUGCCUUGCCCUAUUUGUGGGUGUUGUUCUGAACUUCGCGUUUGAAGGACGUGAUAGGCAAUUUUGGUGAUUGAAUAUCUGGGUGUCUACUUAGCAUUUAGUUUGGAUCUUAUUUUGGAUAUACCAUGGAUAGCAAAAUUCUGUGUUGUCCGGACCUGUAGCGGUGCGAUGUGCGACGUGUAACUGUAUUUUAUCUUAGCUAGUAUGGAUGUGUUGUACAAAAGCGAUGUCGAAUGUGUGCGGAUCUAAAUGAUAGCUGUAUAUUUAACAGAGCAGACGGUUAGUUCGCGAUUCGUUUACGAGUAGAUAUCUUUUAUUCGCCAGCAGGCCUGCUAUGCGCCGACCAAGCCACCCAGCCACCAUAGGCCUAUAUAUCUGCAGCCCUACAUCUUGAUAUCCGUUUCUUUCAGC